Molecule: messenger RNA, 885 nt
Organism: Loa loa (African eye worm)
Lineage: Eukaryota; Metazoa; Nematoda; Chromadorea; Rhabditida; Onchocercidae
Exons: 6
Coding region: 21-821 (266 amino acids)
Molecular function (GO): NADH dehydrogenase (ubiquinone) activity
Source: RefSeq, a predicted model, not a curated record
GCUUCAGGUCAAAACUUCAAAUGUUGAGUCGUCAAGUGCAAGCUUGGCAUACAUUAUGCAGGUUUACAGGAAUUGUAAAUAAGAACACGCGAAACUGUGCGACAAAUGUUUCUGGCAAAACUGUAAAGGACAAGAAGCCAACAAUUUGGAAAAUUGACGAUAUGAAACGUGAGAAAUUAGCUAAAUUUGGUCGAUACUGUGCGGAAUGUCUGCCGAAAUUUGUACAAAGAGUACAGUUUGCCGCUGGAGAUGAACUAGAGCUGUUAAUCCAUCCAACUGGGGUUUUACCUGUGAUAGCAUUUCUAAAAGGAAAUCAUGCAGCGCAAUUUACUAAUAUCGUAUUUAUUACUGGAAUGGAUGUCCCUUCACGUAAAUUCCGUUUCGAGGUCAUUUAUGCUCUUCUUUCGAUACGUUUUAAUGCACGCAUCCGUGUGCGUACGUACACCGAUGAAAUUGCACCGCUGGAGUCAAUAACAUCGAUUUUCAAAGGAGCAAACUGGUAUGAAAGAGAAGUUUACGACAUGUACGGUGUUUGGUUCAACAAUCACCCAGAUUUACGACGUAUUCUCACUGAUUACGGUUUUGAAGGGCAUCCGUUUAGGAAAGAUUUUCCCUUAUCUGGUUAUGUUGAGUUGCGUUAUGAUUCUGAACUCGGUCGCUGCGUAUAUGAACCAACCGAAUUGGCACAAGAAUUCCGAAAAUUUGAUCUGAAAACUCCAUGGGAGUCUAUGCCUAACUUCCGCGACGAAUCGAUGAUGUCGCGCUAUGAACAAAUCGGUUUAGAGGAGCCUAAGGAAGAAACCGAGAAGGAUAAGAAAUAAAUUAUUUAAAUUUGAUGUAAACAGUGUAUAUAACAAAUUUGCUAGAAAAAAUCCAUCGAUUUGG